Molecule: messenger RNA, 2455 nt
Organism: Chlorella variabilis
Lineage: Eukaryota; Viridiplantae; Chlorophyta; Trebouxiophyceae; Chlorellales; Chlorellaceae
Exons: 17
Coding region: 48-1934 (628 amino acids)
Cellular component (GO): endoplasmic reticulum; membrane
Molecular function (GO): long-chain fatty acid-CoA ligase activity
Source: RefSeq, a predicted model, not a curated record
CGCCGCCAGCGCAACUAGGUUCGCAAGACGCGGCACCCCGAUCCGACAUGGUGCAGAAGCAGCAGAGCUUCAUCACGGAGGUGGCUCCGGCCAUCCCCGCGGUGGGGGAGACCCCCGCCAGGGGGCCCGAGUACAGGGCCACCAUCGCCAAGGACGGCCCGCCGGCCAUCCCCUACAACUCCCUGUACGAGAUGUUCAUGGCCUCUGUGGACAAGUUCCCGGAGAACAAGUGCCUGGGCCACCGCGAGGGCGCCGGCUACGCGUGGCGCACCUACAAGCAGACGGCUGAGGAGGCCGCCGCCAUCGGCUCCGCGCUGGUCAAGGUCGGCCUCGCGCCCCACGGCCGCGUGGGCGUGUACGGCGCCAACAGCCCAGAGUGGAUGAUCGCCAUGCAGGCGUGCAACCGCCAGAACCUGUACUGCGUGCCGCUGUACGACUCGCUGGGCGAGCACGCCGUGGAGUACAUCAUCAAGCACUCCGAGUCCACAGCCGUCUUCUGCCAGACCGAGAAGCUGGGCACGCUGGCCAAGAGCCUGCCGCAUGUGGACGGCCUGAUAAAGACGGUGGUGUACUGGGGCAAGGGCGACGCGGCGGCGGCAGAGGAGGUGAAGGGCGCGGGUGCCGCCAUCUACUCCUACCAAGAGUUUCUGGAGCUGGGGCGCAGCAACCCGGCAGAUGCAUCGCCGCCUAAGCCCGAGGACCUGUGCACCAUCAUGUACACCUCUGGCACCACCGGCGACCCCAAGGGCGUGAUGCUGAGCCACACCAAUGUCAUGGCCGCCAUCAUCACCCUGCAAGUCUUUGUGGCCUCGUGUGGCCUGGGCAUGGGCCCCUCGGACGCCUUCCUCUCCUUCCUCCCCAUGGCCCACAUUUUCGACAGGCCAGUCCACCGCCGCCGCCCACCGCCCACCCGCCGCCGCCGCCGCCGCCGCCGCCUGCCUGCCCGCCUGCCUGCCUGCCCACGGGGCCGCCUGCAGGGUGUGCUGAUCUCUCACCGCCAGGUGGCCACCACUAUUGGCUCCAAGCGGGCCUUCCUGGAUGCGGCCGCCCCCAUCUUUGACAAGAUCAUCUUCUCCAAGAUCAAGGAGAAGCUGGGCGGGCGCGUGCGCCUGGUGGUCUCGGGCGGCGCCCCGCUGUCCCGCCACGUCGAGGACUUCCUCAAGGUCGGCAUGUGCUGCCGCGUGGUGCAGGGCUACGGCCUGACCGAGACCUGCGCCGCCUCCUUCAUCGCGGUGCCCGAGAUCUCGGACCACUCCGGUACCGUGGGCCCGCCCCAGCCGGUGCUGUCCUUCCGGCUGCAGGCUGUGCCAGAGAUGAACUACGAUCCGAUGGCCACGCCGCCCAGGGGCGAGGUGAUUGUCAAGGGGCCAUCCGUCUUCACCGGCUACUACAAGGCGCAGGACAAGACCGACGAGGUGUUGGAGAAGGACGGUUGGUUCCACACGGGCGACAUCGGAGAGCUGACGGCCACGGGGGCGCUGCGCAUCAUCGACCGCGCCAAGAACAUCUUCAAGCUCAGCCAGGGGGAGUACGUAGCUGUGGAGAAGGUGGAGGGCGUGUACAAGAAGAACGCCGCGGUGGAGCAGAUCUGGGUGUACGGCAACUCGUUUGAGAGCUCGGUGGUGGCGGUGGUGGUGCCCGUGGCCGCCAAGCUGCAGGCCAUCGCCGCCCAUGUGGGCGCCAAGGGCAGCGUGGAGGAGCUGUGCCGCAACCCGGCGGUGAACAAGGAGCUGCUGGCGCAGCUGACCGCCACCGCCAAGGAGAGCAAGCUCAAGGGCUUUGAGCAGGUGCGCGCCAUCUACCUGGAGGAUCCUGCCAACGCCUUUUCUGUGGAGAACGAGCUGCUGACGCCCACCUUCAAGCUCAAGCGCGCGCCGCUGCAGAAGAAGUACCAGCCGCAGCUGGACGCCCUGUACGCCGUGCUCAAGGGCUGAGCGGCCCCCGGCAUCGCAGCGGAGAGCCACGCGCGGCGCCCUCCAGGCCGCGAGCCCGAGCGCGUCGCUUUGUGCUCCCCGGGCAGUGGCCGCGCUGGAUUUGCAGCGGGAGCCGCCGCCGUGGCCAGCCCUGAACAGCACGGGGCCCGAUCCCCACCCCUUGCCCCACCCUUUGCAAUCUCCCUCCCCUCUUUUCCACCCAAGCACACCCAGCCAGCCUUUUUUUUCCCUCUGAGGAAGAACUCCGACCAAACUCUGCAGCAUAGGUUUCUCUUACAUCCCCCGGGGCUCCUGGCAUACCUUCAUCCCGCCCCUCCCUGUCCCCUCCCUCCAGUGUGCAUGCCCUUCCCUGCGUCUCCACUUCCUAUCUGAUCCUUCCUAUUCUGCCCUGGAGCGCUGCGCUCAUUCUCGCCCGCUCCUUGUUUUAAGCUUGCAAAGACACCUGAGCCAGCCUGUGCCCCCGUCUGUGCAUGUGGCACCGCCGCACCAGCUCAGCACCACUGCUGUUACACCUCUGUGUA